CCUUCGCUUCCAGUCGGAGUCUUCUUUUAGAAGGACUGCAAUACCUUACGCUUCGGCGUGAGUUGGUUGUAGUGGGGUAUUUUAGCUGUGACUUGUGUUAAUUUAAACUUUUAUCUGGAAACCGGAUGUUCCGUGUUUGACAGUUUCGCAAAUAGUGACACGACAAAAGCUGAACAUGUUGCAGUGAGAACCCGGAGCAGCGGAGCGCGCGAACCGCUACAUGCUACGUGUACAGUAGCGGUUAGCAGCUGUAAGCUAAUGGUUAACGCGUCUAGAAGAGAGCGGAGACAAGGAUGGAUUUGAACGUUGUCUUUCACUGAGUACAUGUUUACAAGCUAUAAACCUAAACCGCCGGGCAGUUUCCAGGUGUUGGAGGUGGUUAACAUGGAGGACAGUUUGUAUGAAAGGAUGGAGGCGUGAAGAACGGACGACAACAGUUCUAUUCGUCCGAGCGACGCCUGCCAGGUUUCAUAAUCGUAAGAGAAGUGAAAAUGAUGUAUUCAUCGAGGAGGAAGCCGGUGCUGUACUUCAAGGAGGAGAGACGAAACUCGAGCUCUAAACUUCCUCAUCAGGAACAGACGUUCCUGUCAGGUAAUUGUACCAUUUACAAGCUGUUCGGCCUCUGCAUGGUGCUGGUGCUGGUGUCUCUGCUGUGGCUGCAGCUCAGCUGUUCAGGUGACAUGUCCCUGCCAGCGGACAGACAUCCUGCGGGGCAGCAGCCGCCCUGCACGGCUGACUGUCAGGUGUCUGCAGCAGACGACGCCUCCUGGGGUCCUCACAAACUGGCGCUCGUGGUCCCCUUCAGGGAGCGCUUUGAGGAGCUGCUGGUGUUUGUUCCCUUCAUGCACACCUUCCUGAGGAAGAAGAAGAUCCGCCACAAGAUCCUUAUCGUCAACCAGGUGGAUCACUACAGAUUCAACCGAGCAUCCUUGAUCAACGUGGGCUGCCUGGAGAGUGGCAACGACACUGACUACCUGGCAAUGCAUGAUGUGGACCUGCUGCCCCUCAAUGAUGCCCUGGACUAUGGCUUUCCUGCAGAUGGACCUUUUCAUGUGGCUUCGCCUGAGCUGCACCCGCUUUACCACUACAAAACCUACGUCGGAGGAAUCCUGCUGCUCACUAAGAAACAUUACUACAUGUGUAAUGGGAUGUCAAACCGGUUCUGGGGUUGGGGCAGAGAGGACGACGAGUUCUAUCGGAGGCUGAGAAAAGCUGGUCUGCAGCUGUUCAGACCAAGUGGAAUCACUACAGGAUAUAAAACCUUCCACCACAUCCAUGACGCAGCCUGGCGGAAGAGAGACCAGAAGAGGGUGGCGUCUCAGAAACAGGAGCAGUUCAAGGUGGAUCCAGAGGGGGGGCUCACGAACCUUCAUUACCAGGUGGAGUCCAGACAGGAGCUGACCAUCAGCGGCGCUCCCUGCACCGUCAUCAACACCAAGCUGGAGUGUGACCAAAACCAGACGCCCUGGUGUGUUCUGACAUAGAGCAGCGCUAUCAGCUUCUGCGUGUCCUCUGGGACGGAGGCAGCGCUGGUUCUGGGCCUGGUUCUAGUUCAGAGUGGGAUGAAAGCUCAGUUUUAUUUUGUGACCGAUUUACACGUUCAGUGAAACUAAGUCUGGUACAAUGUGUUGGACCUUGAACUUUUUCAGGUACAGUAAACCUGAUUAACUCAAACCUCAGCGAGCAGUUAUGAGUUUCCUGCUGAGUCCAACCAAAGCAGUUCUGAACUGAAGUCCAAACCAGGUUCUGUGGUACCUGCCGGCGCUGUGUAAACUCUGGGCUUGUGCAAAUGGCGCGGAGAUGUUAAUGUGAGAUGUGCAUCACAGUGUAACAUCCAGGGUCUGUUCUGUUCUUUGAUUCAUGUUGAAGGAAGUGUUCCUCCAAAAAGAGGCUUAGUGAUUGGAAAAGAAAAACCUGUUUGAUGGAAAGUGUUAAAAUCUGUUUUCCCCUUUUGUUUUCAACUUUGAAUUUGCCAAAGAUAAACAGUUAUUUGUGUAUUAUUAUGUCCAUUGCCCAUUUUCUUUUAUGAAACACUCAGUUAUGUGAAACCUCUUGAGUUUCUUUUUGGACUGAGAUGUUUUUACAUAAACCUAAAUUAUUGAAAUAAAUCUUUUCAGUCUCCAGCGUUAAUGAAGGUGUGUCUCCAUGUUACCUUUGCUCUGCAGACCUCUUGGCUGAAGGAGCUUUAGUCGCGUAUCCUCAGGUAGAGAUGGCGAAAUCGAAGCCUCAUGAAUCACUGAGCAACAAUGACACAGUUGGGCUGAAAUCGACACAUUGCUCGACACCAUCACGACACAGUCAGAACAGCGACAUCUGCUGGUUGUGCGUGAGAACUGAUUGAGCAGACUGACCAUCAAACCCUCUCUGAUACGUGUUUGUUCAGGAUCACAGUCCAUGUUUUAUUGUCAAAUAAAACUUAUUUAAUCAAA
Molecule: messenger RNA, 2429 nt
Organism: Betta splendens (Siamese fighting fish)
Lineage: Eukaryota; Metazoa; Chordata; Actinopteri; Anabantiformes; Osphronemidae
Gene: b4galt7
Product: xylosylprotein beta 1,4-galactosyltransferase, polypeptide 7 (galactosyltransferase I)
Exons: 7
Coding region: 492-1484 (330 amino acids)
Biological process (GO): proteoglycan biosynthetic process; carbohydrate metabolic process
Molecular function (GO): xylosylprotein 4-beta-galactosyltransferase activity
Source: RefSeq, a predicted model, not a curated record